Terrapene triunguis (Three-toed box turtle) is the source of this 1655-nucleotide messenger RNA. RefSeq names its product chromosome unknown C6orf120 homolog (gene CUNH6orf120). Lineage: Eukaryota; Metazoa; Chordata; Testudines; Emydidae. The coding region runs from base 639 to 1214 and encodes 191 amino acids. The record is from RefSeq and is a predicted model, not a curated record. The transcript has 2 exons.
UUUCCUCGGAAGGCAGGUGCCCUGUAAGCCGGGGGAGGGGCCGCGCCUGUGAGCGCCGCUGUCACCAGCCCGGCUAAGGCAGCGAGCGGGGCUGGGCCUGGCGCCUGUCAGAGGCAGCGACCGGUGCCUGGUGUCCGGGCGGGAGACUGACCCACCCGCGAUCGCCGCUGCUCCUUGAUCGGGCGGGGCCCCUGGGCUCCGCGGCCACCCCAGCCCUAGGGUAGAGGCUGCGCCGGGGGGUCGCUGACGCUGGCGAGAGCUGAACCCUGCCGGCAUCGGGCAGGUUCCCGGGAAGGCUGGGAGGCGACGGGCGCAGCAGAGAACGCGCUCGGCGCGUAUGAGGUGUGGGAGAAAAGUGCCCUGCUGCCGGGGUGCCCGGGUCUGGGGAGAAACGUGGCCCUGUUCAGCGUGUGCCGAGAGCUACAGAACGAGGUCAUGCAGGCUGGCAAACCCGGGGCAGUCGUUUGUUUUGGUCAUCUCUUCCGUCAUCCCCAGGAGUGCCUGUGGGCUAAACAGAAAGCAGGUUCUCCCGCUCUGAAAGCUUUUGUUUUCGGAGGAAAAGCUGGUAUGUCCUUGGCAUCGUCACGUUUCAUUGCUUCAGGGUAUUUACAACACAUGAUGUUGGAAGAGUUCCUUUAAUGUCAAACAUAAGAGUUAUGGCAGCACAUUGGAAGAAAAUGUUGGUGAUCCUUCUAGCAGCUCAAACAUUACUUAUGGGUGAUAGCUUUGAGGAAGAGGAUGUACCUGAUGAAUGGAUUCUUCUUCAUGUAGUCCAAGGUCAGAUUGGAGCUGGAAACUAUAGCUACUUGAGACUAAAUCAUGAAGGGAAGAUAGUACUUCAGAUGCAGAGUUUAAAAGGCGAUGCAGAUUUGUAUGUAUCUGAUAUGACCCUUCACCCGAGUUUUGAUGAAUAUGAGUUACAGUCUGUAACUUGUGGCCAAGAUGUUGUUUAUGUACCAGCCCACUUCCGCCGCCCAGUGGGAAUAGGAAUCUAUGGUCAUCCCUCUCACUUGGAGAGUGAGUUUGAAAUGAAAGUAUAUUAUGAUAGAACAAUUGUAGAUUAUCCAUUUGGUGAGGCUUCCUACAACCCAGAAGAGAUGGAGGCAAGCCAGAAGCGCACUCAUUCACCAGAAGAUCAAUCUCAGGAUGAGGAAUCUAUUUUUUGGACUAUACUCAUUGGAAUUUUGAAACUAAUACUUGAAAUUCUUUUUUAAAAUAAUCAACUGGACAUACACUGGACUAGAGUGCACUUAUAGCCUAUGACAUUGAACAUGAAUGGCUUGCUGUGAGCAUUGGUACUCUUUGUAAAGUUACCUGAAGAGGUAUUCAGGUUACUUUUUCUAUGCUGAAGAGGGGAAAAGCAAAGCCAUAUUUAAUUUUGUAUUGAAGCCCCCUUCCCACCUUCCAGAAGUAAAAUGAGCAGAAAGCACAGUAUUUGUAUAGUUUUCUUCAUAAAUCAGGGUUAAAGUGAAUGUACAAUAAAGGGAAUCUUAUUAAAAUGUAUCACUUUGAACAGGUGCAUAAGAAAAUGGACCUUGAUAAUUCACUGUAUUUUCUAUUAAAGUGACAAUUUUAUACAAAGAAAAAGUUGUAAAAUCUGAAAGGUGCAGUUUUAACAACCCCAUCCAAUUUAAAAUAAAGAACUAAUUUUCUAA